Alternaria ventricosa is the source of this 618-nucleotide messenger RNA. RefSeq lists its product as uncharacterized. Bases 1 to 618 code for a protein of 205 amino acids. NCBI's taxonomy places the organism in Eukaryota, Fungi, Ascomycota, Dothideomycetes, Pleosporales, Pleosporaceae. The record is from RefSeq and is a predicted model, not a curated record. The transcript is spliced from 2 exons.
AUGGAUCAAGCGCCGACUCGCAGCACAGCAAGUCCACCCGAAGUGACGGGCCCCAACACCAAGUCCUCGCCAAAGGCUACACACCCCGACUUCCUCGCCGCGCAUAGCGUUAAUGCGUCUUCUCCACCUGCAUCAACAUCGCCACUGUUGCACACCCCCCGCCCGGCCGAGACAAAAGAGCUCCAGCAUGCCCCCUUCAUCGACGAAUGCAUCAAACGCCUACAAGACGAGAAGAAGGACAGUGUGAAGCCUUCUCCGAGCUUCGACACAACAAUAGUCCGGGGUCUAGCCAACGGCAAAAUCGGCUUUGUCUCCGCGAUGCGGCUCUCCACAGUUCAGACACUCCUUGCCCGCUACGUCUCCAUGAACGAUCUCGCAGCCCUUGCCAAUGCAUGCUCGGCGAUUGGAGGUUCUCUGAACCUCGGAGAUGAGAAGAGCAGGAAGAUGUUCGAGGGGUUGGUCGAGGACGAUCGAGAGGCUCUCGAGAACUUGCGUGGGCCACGCACCAAGCGGAAGCUCGACGGUGGUGAAGAGACUGUGUACGCACCGUCAUGGCGCCCUCAGUCGCGAGAACCGAAGAGGCUCAAAGCUUUCGCCUCGGUUUCCAUACAUGACUAG